AGGAAUUUGUUUCGGUCACUCGAGCAGUAGCUGCAGGUUCCGCGCCGAAAAAGGUCGUGCGAAAAAUGCGGGUUUUCACUGCUCUCGUGGUUGGUGCGGUAGCCGUGCAAGCCGAGCCGUUGUUGAAAAAGAAGCCGGCGUCUCAGGAGCUUGCAAAGGAGAUGACGCGCGAUUUGGAAAUGAACUUCAACAAAAUCGCACCGUUCGGUACUACUUACAAGGAUUUCAUUUUCGACUCGCUGGAAGUAGUAAGACCUGGUGUUUGCGGUCGAUUUUUAUUCAUCUUUAGUUUUUUAAAGGUCACUCGCACUUUCCGCAGAUCGCCGUGAUAGCGAAUUACCUUUGGGCUAUUCUUGAAGCUAAACCAUUUCAUUUGUGGGGGAAAAAUAGGUAAGGAAGACACUGCGAAGGAGCUGCAGGAUCAUGCUGCGAAAACCCAGGACACGCUUGUGGACGCCGUCGAGAAUGCCGAGGUAGCUGAGAUCAAGCGCGCGGUCUUCCGCGCACUCACGCGGUUGCGAGCGGCUUCGAUUAAGGAAUUCGACACCAUUGCCCGCUUGGAGACCCAAGCCAUCGAUGCGUAUCAUCUUUUCUAAUAAAUUAUUAUCCUUGUUUUUUGGUUCCCUAUCCCUCAGCUGCUGGAAGUAAGUAUACUGCGAAGUUUCAGUUACAGUUUGUUUGGUCCUUCAUCCGGUGCUUUAUAUGUCGAAAUACGUCCUGAUCCUAUCGGAAUUUUAAAUUCACCCAGGUACAAUGACGCCCACCACUACCGGGCCGAGAACCCGUAUGGCGGUGAACUUUGCAAGUUUAGAGAGGAAGGUCGUAGUUCAGGUUUUCCUGUAGUUAAAGAGAGGUCCAGCUGGCACUUUUGGUGCACAAUUAAAUUUGAGUUCUUGGGCGUGGGUCCGUCACGCUUGCCUCGCAUCACCAGGCUCCUUCAAAGUGUUGGCUUUGAAUACAUGACCUUCUUCUUGCUUGCAGUUUAAAUUGCAUACGCCGCUGGAGCACUUGCACCAAGACGAGUCCCCCGUGGACACGGACAAGCU
This is a messenger RNA of Amoebophrya sp. A120, 1046 nucleotides long. The record is from the annotation of a GenBank genome assembly. NCBI's taxonomy places the organism in Eukaryota, Dinophyceae, Syndiniales, Amoebophryaceae.